AUACUAUGAACAUACAAACAUCAUGGCAAACUAAAAAUAGCCCGUAUUCAUUAGUAUUCGGUCAAAACCCUUUACAUUAUUUUUUAUUAUUAAAAGAAGUCAAAGGGCAACGUAUUAAUUAUGAAGACGAAUUACCUGAUAAUUGGUUUGAACCUUCUGAGCCUCAGGAUACUUUCGAUCGGCAAGAAAUUGAGGCGAAUAAAAUAGUUGAUAGAGAGAUGAAUAUGGAUAAAGAGAUGGAUAAAGUAAUAGAUGUGAAUAAAGAGGUGGACAAAGUGAUAGCUGUGGAUAAAGAGAUAGACAAAGUGGUAUAUGUAGAUAAAGAGAUAGACGAAGUGAUAUAUGUAGAUAAAAAGAUAAAUGAAAUAGUGAAUGUGGAUAAAGAG
Molecule: messenger RNA, 386 nt
Organism: Racocetra persica
Lineage: Eukaryota; Fungi; Glomeromycota; Glomeromycetes; Diversisporales; Gigasporaceae
Source: the annotation of a GenBank genome assembly